CGGGCACCAGAGGAAGAUGGCCAUAGCGACAUCCAACCCUUACUCUUGCACCCUAUCAGCUUCGAAGCAAAUGUCAAUCUGCAGAAACUAAUUCUGGAAAUCCACCCUUCAGAAAUGGAUGAUGCUGCACUGUUUGUCCAGAGUGUGCUGCUGCCUCUGCUCAACACAAUAUCAUCAAAAGAUCUCAAGUAUAUCUAUUUCUCCAUACGAGGCCAUUCAGGAUGGGAAACAGAUGCCUUGCUUAAUGCAUUGAAUCCGGAGGUCUGCAUUCAGAUCGAUGAGCUUUUGGCUGAGGGACACUUUGCCGAGCUGCAAGACGUUUCCAUAGACUAUGAUCUAUUCAGUAUUGUGUUGGAUGACUCACAGCGUGUUAGCUUUUCCACAGAGAUCCUUGCCGGUUUUCCUAAACUGAAUAACAAGAACAUGUUGAAUAUUACUUAUGUCGGAGGCCGAUUUCCAAGUGAUGCUGAGAGGGCAUUCAAGACGAAACAACUGGUACAUGAGCAGCCUCGUCCAACCGAGCAAGCUGCCGCAUAGGCAAUUACUGCCUUUGCAGUCAUGCCGUCUCGCCUUCACUUUCCUCUCCAAAUCAACCUGAACGUGCAGCUCCUAUCCCCCCCUCCUUCCCUGGAGAAAUUCCGU
This is a messenger RNA of Laetiporus sulphureus 93-53, 642 nucleotides long. RefSeq lists its product as uncharacterized. The transcript has 3 exons. The coding region runs from base 115 to 537 and encodes 140 amino acids. The record is from RefSeq and is a predicted model, not a curated record. NCBI's taxonomy places the organism in Eukaryota, Fungi, Basidiomycota, Agaricomycetes, Polyporales, Laetiporaceae.